CAUUCCUAGUUUAUUUUAGGCUUUUCUGGGAAAACGUUUUGCAGGAGUAUAGGUUAUUCCGAAACACAAACUUAUAUUGUUACUGGAAAGUAAUUGGACACUUAUAUUGAAAGAGGUAUUGCACAUCAAAUGCGAUAAGGUAUGACAUCCCUCAGUUGUGAUGACGUCAAACAAGACGAACCCACCACAUGUAAUUUAUCCGUUGACAGGGAUAUCUGAAUCAGAGAGGGAUAAAUAUCUUCUCAUCGCUACAUUUCUCAGUGUUUUAAUUAUAUUUGGAGUUCUAGUUGCUAUAAUGCAUCGAAAGUGUCGGGAAACCUUAUCUAAAACAAAAUCAUGGGUUAUUUCAAAAACUGUUCGACACCGACCCAACAUCAACAGAAAUAAUGCAAGAUUGGGUGCAAUUGAGAUGAGUUUCAGAGAUCCGUCAAGUCCUGUGUUCAGCAAAGAGAUUAAUCCGCCUCUCAUGUUCUAUCUAGGAAGCAGUGAGGAAUCUCAGUCUGGAAGAACGAGAAAAUCGAGGGGUCAGCGCAGUUCAGGAACUGAUCAAGAUUCUGGAAUUUCAAUAAUUUCUAGCUGUCCGAAUAUUCCAAUGUGUUCAUUAUCUAAUCAAUGUGUUUGUUUUGACAAAGACUUAAAUGACAAUGUGUCUGUUAGUUAUGAUCUUCCUAUCAUUUCACAGGAGUCAGUAAGCUUGGUACGAGUUUUGGCGCCAGAAACCAAGGGUAAAGCAAGUCCGAAAAUCACAAAUGACGAUAGAAAUGAUGGCAAGCGGCCACAACUUCGUAGGAGUUCUACGGUUAUUGAUAAAAUGAAUUACUUGCAAGGUUAUAUGCCUUCAUCAAGAGAUGAUGACUAUACAGUGAUAACGUUAACAGAUGACUCAGAACCAGAUAAUCUUUCGCCAGAUAUUUUACUUAAUAAGUUUAAAUAUAACGAUACUAUACAUUUACAGGAGAAAGGAAAGCGUUCAAAACACUUAAGUGGUGUUGAUAACCCGGCGUUUUACUUACAGAAUAAAAUUCUUUCGAAGUCUCUAUCUGAUAUAAGAGCAAGUGAAGACGAAAGAAUUAUGCAAAAGUCUACACUUUCAAAUGGGUCUACACGUCACACUGGUAAAAAGGACAAACAUUCGUAUGAAAAUGUAGUUCACAUAGCUGAAGUUCACGCACCUCUGAAAAUGAAUCGAUGUAGUAAUAUGUAUAAAAAGAGUGAGCCUACAAUGCCCAAUAAACGCCCAACUGCGUAUAGAACGUAUAAUAUCAAAACAAUAGAUAAAGAAAGUCAGGAACUAUACAAAAGGGUAAUGCGUGAACGAAUUCACGACAUAAUACAUUCAGAUUCUUCAGCAUCGUCAGUGAAAAGUGAUCAAACAUUUAUCCGAAGUAAUCGUAAAAAGAAACGGAAGACAUUAAAAUCUGCUUCUUCCACUAAUGUUCUGUGAUAUAAUAUGGAAAACUUCCAUUUGUAUUUUUGAUAUUAUUUUACGUUUUGUUUCGAUGGAGAUUUCCAAAGUGAUAUACCAGUUGCUCUUGUUUAAUUCGAAUAUCCAUAAAUACUCUUUAAGACAAUUAUUAUACUGACAAUCAAACAAAUUGCCUAUUCAACAGGAGAAGUAGCAUUUGAAUUUCACAAGUUAUGCAAACUAAAGAUAAACUUGCACCCUACCAUCAUUCGGGUGGAUGUUAGUAUUAUCAAAGUUAGCUUUGAAUUAUUGAUGUAAUUGAGGGCGCUGGCGCCAUGUUGUUGACUAUGAAAAUAAAAAUUUAAGUUUA
This is a messenger RNA of Mytilus trossulus (common blue mussel), 1775 nucleotides long. RefSeq lists its product as uncharacterized. The coding region runs from base 161 to 1444 and encodes 427 amino acids. The transcript is spliced from 2 exons. The record is from RefSeq and is a predicted model, not a curated record. NCBI's taxonomy places the organism in Eukaryota, Metazoa, Mollusca, Bivalvia, Mytilida, Mytilidae.